CUGUAUACGUGUUGAUAAGACUCCAUUUUGAGAGAGACUUAAAAACAGUUUACGUUCGACAACUCAUAUCAUGAUGGCUACCUCUCAAACGGAAACAUUUUUGGUAGAAAAUAUUAGAGUGUGCUCAAUCUGCUUUGAAAAAUUUAAAACACCGAGGUAUCUCCCGUGUAAACAUUCGUUUUGCCACGGUUGUUUAUCUUCUUAUAUUGUCAGUCAGUGCAAAUCUACGAAGCCUCGUUUGGGGUUUCAUUGCCCUCUAUGUCGUGUGUACAUUCCAAGUCAUGGUGAUCCUGAAAAACCAGAGGAAUGGGUCGUUCUUUAUCCGGUUAAUGAUGUUUUACAAAAACUGGUUGCUGAAGCCGAUGAAAAGUACUGUGAACCUUGUUUAAGGGACAAUGAGAAAGAAGAGACUUCUGACUAUUGUUUAACAUGCAAUGAGUACUUAUGUAUGCUGUGUGCGAAAUGUCAUAGGAAAAGUAUGGCGUCCCGAGAUCACAUUAUAAUAAAAAUAAAUGAAAUGUUAUCAAUUCAGAUAGUUCCCGAAGGAAGACCUACAAAUGGUUGUCCUAAACAUAAUCAUGAAACGAUACAGAUGUAUUGCUAUGACCACGAGCAGCCAUGUUGUGGUUUGUGUGUUGGUACAGAACAUAGGAAGUGUGAGAAGGUGGAUACAGUUGAGAAUGCCGCACAAUGUUUAAGGGAGAGUGAACAAAUGGACACCAUGCUCUGCGAAAUGAAUGCAUUUAAAAAGAAGUUAUUAAAAGUCAAGACCGACGAAACGUUUAAUAUAUCUGAAAUCGAAAACGCAGUAGAUAAUACCGUAGCCAAAACUGAGGAAGAGGUUUCGGCUAUAGUGCAACAUAUAGAACAAUUAAAACUGGCGUAUUUAGAUGAACUGUUUUUAUCUCAGAAGAACGGCAGAGAGCAACUGCAAAGAGAGAUAGAAAAAAUAGAGGACGGUAUUUUCUGUAUCGACAAAUGUAAGGAAGAAAUUGAAAAAGCACAAGGAACUAAAAACGGCGUAGAGAUGAUAAUGAAUUUUUUCACAGCUAAAGAGAAAUUUCAUAAGAUAAAGCAAAGUAAUUUCAAACGAAUACAAUUAAAACUUUCAUCCGAGAAAAAACCAUCGUGGAUGAAAAUUACAUCAGAGAUGACAAAAAUUGCCGAUGUCAAACUUUCCGUAUUUUCCCGCCCUCUUAAACUUGACAUAAGCGCUGUUGAGUUAACAAAGUUUAAAGAGUUUCCUAUUGAGAAUGGUAACGUUUAUUCUGGUUUAUUUCUGUCACGAGGGAGAUUUUUGGUCGUUAAAUACAAUGGCGAUGAAACGUGUGUGGUAUACGAUCAAAAUUGGGACUGCAUUCACGUUAUCGACGGUCUUAAAAAACCAUACAGUGCUGUUCAAUGUAAAGAAGAAAUUUUUGUGACAAACACGGUCUCAAAUACUGUUGACGUGUUUUCGUCUGACGAUUUUCAUAAAAUAAGAAACUUUCAUUUAAAUAGCAACAUUAUUAAUGGGAUAUCAUGCUGGGAAGAAAACAUAUAUGUUGCAUGUGGUAAUCAAAUCUUAAAAAUCAAUCGAAUGGGACAAAUAAUACAGAAAUAUGUUGUAAAUGGACGCAACAUAAUACACAUAACAACAACAACAACAAGCGGGUUAAUUGUAUACUCUGAUUGGAAAAUUGAAACUGUGACAGCGAUUAAUGACGAAGGAUGUAAGGUAUGGAAAUAUCAAACUUGUAACUUGAAACAUCCGAGGGAAUUGGAUGUUGACUCCAAUGAUAAUAUCUACAUAGCCGGCAGUAAAAGCAACAAUAUACAUGUUCUUUCGAGCUCUGGAAAGCUUAUAAGGGUUAUAGAAAAUAUUCCCAAUCCAACAUUAUGCAAGAUAAACGAAUAUGAAGGCACUAUGUGUGUAUGCAGUGGGAAUAAAAUUCUAAAACUCUAUCAGUUCCAAUCUUCUGAGUAGAUUUAACAAUGAAUAAUAUCAUCGUUGAAUUGACAGUAGCUAAACCAGUUUAACUUAACCAUGUGUAUUUACUCCUUAGUUCCUAACCAGUUGACAACAUUUUCGUUUUGUAAAUUGUUUUUUAAUUUGUAUAAUAUCUACGAAUCUAUUUAAGAAAUGUAUGAAAUGUGUUUCCUAUCACCUUAUUUUCAAAUUACAUUGGAGGUUUUUCAGAGACAUUCUCUUGAUUUAUAGUCUGGGUUAAACAAAUUGUCAUCAAGCACUUGUCAAGGAAUAUCAAAAUAAGUGUAUAUUUGUUCUUACAAAUGAGCUAAUUGAUAUGAAGAUACAAAAUUGGGCUUUUAUUUAGAAGUUUAAUUACAUUAUGAUUUACAUUAACGAUGAUACAUUUGUAAGUAAACGUUCAUCUAAUGUUGCAAAUAGUAAAAUUUAUUGGGUGCUGGACUGCGUUUUACAAAAGAACUUACUACACAGUCGUAAAUAUAUUUAGUUUCAUGGAUUCAUCUUUAAUGAUUUUUUUUAAAACCAUUCAUUUUUAGCUAUUUUGACUUUCAUAACUAUAUUCAAAAGCCAUUAGAAUAAAACAUUGAUUAGUUCGUGAUAAAUUAUUAUUUGUUAAUUUGGUCGUAAGUCAUACGUUCUUUUGUAAAACGCAGACCUGGCCACGAUAUGAGCUUAAACAAUAAGUAUUUUAAAAGUUAAAUCAAAAAUGGUUGUCAGUUUUCAAGUUGAAUGAAAGAUACAAAGCUCACACUUAUGUUAGGGAGCAAAGGUUUCCAUCGCUGGUUUUUGAUAACAUACGUAUUUUAUUAGUACAAGUUUUGUUUUCAUUAUAUUUUUCAUCUCGCUAAGAGUUAACACAAAUGAACAGGUUUUUGCUAAAUAGAAAACAUUAUUUCAACAAACCGUUGAUCAAUUUGUAUUAUAUAAAACGCAAAAGAUGGGGUUUUUUGAAUAUUGGUAAGCAUUAUGGGUCGAUAUCGGUAUUUAGAAAUUGCAGUCACAUACGCGGAAAACGCUAAUUGCCUGAUUGUUUUCAAGACAUAACCUAUCUUCAAAUAUUUCUACUGGUUUUAAAGACUGUUCUAAAAAAUGAAGUAUUUUUUCUUCAACGUAUAAUUUUAAUUAUAAAACAAUUUUUAGGGAAAAUAUAUCUAUGUUCGUUGCAAAUCGUAUAGAGUAAAGAUUGGGCACGGGCAAGAUGUUAUAACGCGUGAAUUACGUCAUACGUUGUUUUGUGACGUAUGGACAAUUACCUUAAUUUAGAUAUGUGUAGUCAUUACAUGGAUUACUUUCCUUUAUUAUGCAAUUUAUACAAACAUUGUGCAUUAUUUUCAAAGUGGAUUUUUUCUAUACAGACUUUCACUUUUAUUGAGCAUUCUAUUAUUGUGACUACAUCAUAGAACUUAUUGAAUUCAAAAUAAGAAUUUGAGUAGAAAGUUGACGUAUGCGAUAUGUUCUGUUUUUCAUUCUCAUAUUUAGAAUUAUCUAAACCCAUUCUUUCUUUAGAAAACAUAUUUUACUUUUAAAUGUUUAAAUUUAUGUGUAAUGUUUAAUGCAUCAAUAAUGUUACGAAUAUCGCGAAAAAACUCGAGGGCAUUUAAUCGUGAGAUAAAUUUUUGAACUAUAAAAGGUUCAUGAAAAAUUCAUUUUUUGGGGUUCUCCAGUUUAGCCAUGUACAAUCAAACCAACAUCGUGAACGUUAACACGUGCUUAAAAAAAGUAAAAUGUUGCAAUGAUUUUUGCUUGCAAAACAAUAACAUGAUUUUUGCUUUUAUAUAUCACUGAAAUAAGUUUCUUUCUUUAUUCGUUGAUACACUAAAAAUUUAAUGUGGAUUGCUGUUGACGAUUGGGAACUAAUGACUGUUGGAAAAAAUAGGAGGGGAUAUAUAUUAAUUUUGUCAUGAGAUAAUGCAAUGAUGUAACAAUCAGAUGAGUUUGCAAAAGAAAAGUUGUAACUUAAUUUCAAUAUAGAUAAAUGUAGUCGGUAAUGAUACUGAUACAUCUAUGAGAUACCCGUUAUAAACAUGAAGCUGAUUUGUAGUAGUUUUUUUAAUUUAUCAAUUUUUAUAUUGUUUAUUCACAAUAAGUUAUUGUUAUUGUUAUUAAGAAAACAAACUUGUUAUAAAUGUAUCAAUAAUUGUCAGUUAAAUGGAAGUCGGGAAGUUUUUCCGCAUUGAACUUGAAUGUUUGAUACUGUCGCCGAAACGUUGUAGAUGUUCAUUGCAAUUUGAAAUAAAGAUUGAAAGUUUGCUAGGACUCAAAAGUAGAUGUCAAUUAUUUUCAUAAUUGCGUGUUUUUCUCCAUGUGGAAGUUUUUUCUUGCAUUAUCACUGGUGUUGGGAUGGUUUGUCUAGCGUCAUAAAGCAGUACGAGAUAUUUCUGUAUUACACUGCGUAUUACAACGCCAAUGUAAAAUGUAAAUAAACAACGUCUGAUGUAAGGAAAAAAAUA
Messenger RNA from Magallana angulata, 4419 nucleotides. RefSeq names its product probable E3 ubiquitin-protein ligase MID2. Gene Ontology annotation, molecular function: zinc ion binding. Bases 71 to 1966 code for a protein of 631 amino acids. The record is from RefSeq and is a predicted model, not a curated record. The transcript is spliced from 2 exons. NCBI's taxonomy places the organism in Eukaryota, Metazoa, Mollusca, Bivalvia, Ostreida, Ostreidae.